CUUUAGCUCUUGCUCUCAUCGCACGCGGGACUCCUUCUGGGCAGACCGACCAUGUCUACUCUGUAUGCAGCGUCCGGAUAUCAUCCAAGCAGGCUAGAUUUGAAGCUGAAGUGGCCGACUGUCGCUUGCCUGCGCGCAUGGCCACACCCAGCAUCGGUCAUGUGACGUAGAAACGCGACGUUCGAGGCGUUUCUCCGGUGCGCGCGUCCUUUUCCAACGUCAACCAUUCUCUCCGUCACUGUCGGUACUCAAGUGAAAGCCCCAGAAUCCAAAGCGGCAACAUGCAAGUUGAACGAACACAGCAGGAUCAGUCGGAGCGUCUCUACGCGAUACUCCGUAUCAAGCGCAAGCGUAAUGAAGAGCCUCUUGAUGGUCUAGUCGUCGACCAGGAGCUCCGUCCACGAAGGAAACGGUCUCGCGGUACGCUGAACUUCUUCAAGUUCGCAGAGACGGUCGAACAGGGUGCUUGGGACGACAACCAGAAGAAGAAGGAUCUUGAAACUCGCUUGACCAUUCUAGCACGCCAGUCAGCGCAGGGAGAGUUACCUUCCAGCUCCGUCUCUGCACCUGCAAUCGUGGAGCAAGCGGCCGGAAUCACCGCCACGCCUUCGCCUGCCACACCUCUUCGUCCGCCGCGGGACACUUUUGGACGCAAAUACACGAUCAUCCGGCGUGAAGCACCGUUGACUGAGCCGCCCUUUAGUAAGCGACGCAGAGUGCCUGCUGCACCUCCGAAGGUGUGGUCUACAAAGGAGCUUGAGGCUCUAAAGCACGCGCAAGUCACCAUGUAUGAUGCCAUCCCUUCUUCAUCCGCACUUCCGUCCGAACCGUCUGCGGCACCAAAUAUCGACUCAGAGGUAGCGAAGUUUCUACCCCUACUCCAAGAUUAUCUCAAGUUGGAUGACAAGGCGGUUGUUCCUCCGUCUCCGACCAAGACUGUACCUCCGGCGACCAUUGACGAGAGCGACUAUGUUUAUGAUGUCUUCUAUCAGAGGCCGACGACUUUCCAGGAGCUCUAUCAGCCGUCCACGAGCGUCAGCAACAUUGGCAGAUUGACUGACGUACCGGACGAGCUGAUGUGGUAUGACUCGGAUACCGAGUCGGAGGUUGGCGAUACUGAUGAUGAAGACUCAAACGCUGAGGAUUGGUACAAGAAUGACUACCCAGAGGAGCUGUCGGAUGAAGGUGGGAGCGAGGGAAGCGAUGUAUUUCACGAGAAUAGCGACUACGAGGAGAUCGUAGUUGACCGUCCCAUUGAGACACCACCGAGCUCACACUCCGAGUAGCGAUGACGGUUCUGCGCACGGACCGGGCUAGCUUUCAACCAGUUGUAUAUAAUUGUAUCAUUACGUUCAUAAUCUCUUUCCUUCUCGACAGUACGUUCAUGAUGUUGUCGAUCUCCAAACCUUUGUGGAUACAAACAAGACGAUGCAAGCGACAGCACGUAGUAUGGCAGCAGGUAUUGUUUUAGUUCAUUCGCUUUCCCACACGUGCAUGAACCCGUUUUAUUCCGUGUACUCAAAGUCUGCCCUUUGAUGAGCUCCCACAACGUCAUCAUUCUUUGUCUAUCUAGAUAAUCGGAAGGCACGACGUAC
Messenger RNA from Laetiporus sulphureus 93-53, 1595 nucleotides. RefSeq lists its product as uncharacterized. Gene Ontology annotation, biological process: protein import into nucleus. NCBI's taxonomy places the organism in Eukaryota, Fungi, Basidiomycota, Agaricomycetes, Polyporales, Laetiporaceae. Gene Ontology annotation, cellular component: cytoplasm. The transcript has 9 exons. The coding region runs from base 282 to 1286 and encodes 334 amino acids. The record is from RefSeq and is a predicted model, not a curated record.